This is a messenger RNA of Taeniopygia guttata (zebra finch), 1593 nucleotides long. The record is from RefSeq and is a predicted model, not a curated record. NCBI's taxonomy places the organism in Eukaryota, Metazoa, Chordata, Aves, Passeriformes, Estrildidae.
GGGGACACUGAGGGGACAUUGAGAGGACACUGAGGGGACAUUUAAGUGACAUUUAGGGGACACUGCGGUGACAUUUAGAUGACACUGAGGGGACACUGAGGGGACAUUCAGAACCCCCCCGGCCCCCCCCAGCUCCCGGCAUCUCUUUCCCGGCACCACCGGCGGGGGCGGCGCUGCCGUUCGGCGCCUGCGCCACCGGAGCCUCCGCCGGUUCCACCCGGUGCACUUCGGGGUGUCCCCCCCCUCCCCGGAACCCCCAAACCCACCGGAACCCCCCCAAAUCCGAGCGAUGGGCUGAGCGCGCCGGGCUGGGGGUGCAGGAGACAGAGACCCCCCCAAAAAAACCCCCCCGGGGGUCACCGAGAUCCCCCCGGUGUGCCCCGGGCCCGGUGGGAGCGGCGGGAGCAGCAGGUGCCACCAUGGCGUCGUUCCGCAUCCGGCAGUACCAGGAGCAGGACUUCGAGGCCGUGCGGGCACUUUUCGCCCGCGGCAUCCUGGAGCACGCCCCGGCCGCCUUCCGCCACGUGCUGCGGGCGGCGCGGGUACGCCUGGCACUGCUGGCGGUCUUCGUGGCGGCGCGGGCGGCCGCCGGCUCCUGGCUGCUGGGGCUGGGCGCGGUGGCACUGGCGUUGGCACUGCUCUGGGUGUUGGUGCGCUCGCUCAGCGCUGAGUACGUCCGUGAAGCGCUGGGCACCGACCUGUGCGAUGUGCCUGGUACCUACCAGCGCCCGCCCGACCGCCGCUUCUGGGUGGCCGAGGAGGGUGGCACUGUGGUGGGCAUGGUGGCGGCGAUGCCCGCGGGCCGUGGCGAGCUGGAGUUGAAGAGGAUGUCGGUGAGCCGCGAGCACCGGGGCCGUGGGAUGGCACGGGCGCUGUGCCGGGAGGUGUUGGCCUUUGCCCGUGCCCGCGGUUAUGGUGCCGUGGUGCUCAGCACCUCCAUGGUGCAGGUGGCAGCGCAGCGGCUCUACGAGGGGCAGGGAUUCCGCAGGGUGGGCACCUCGUACCCGUCGCUGCUGGGCACGCUGCUCAACUUCCAGAUCUUUCAUUAUCGCUGUGAUUUGGGGGAUGGAGAAAAGUAGGGAUUGGGUGGUGGUGACGUGGUGACGCGGCAACGGGAUGGAGGGUUUGGUGUGGCACCCGAACCCUGGCACCGCUCUGGCACCCCAAACCCAGCCCCGGGAUGCAACCCCAUCGCUCCGACCCCACUCCUGGCACAGCAGCAGUGGCACAGCGCCGCGAUUCCAGGACAUGGAGCAGCCCAGCCUGGCACUGCCUGGGCAUGGUGACACCAGGACGUGUGGCACCACCUUGGCACCCCAGCCUGGCACUGCCUGGGCACGGUGACACCAGGACGUGUGGCACUGCCUUGGCACGGUGACACCAGGACGUGUGGCACCACAUUGGCACCCCAGCCUGGCACGGUCUUGGCACGGUGACACCAGGACGUGUGGCACCGCCUUGCCACCACAGCACUCCAACCCUGGCACAUGAAGCACCGCCAUGGCACCCUCAAUGCCCACCCUGGCACAGGGAUCACCUCCCUGGCCCCUCCUGGAUUUCCAGCGGCCGGAAAUAAAGAGAGACCUGUGGGAA